Molecule: messenger RNA, 1729 nt
Organism: Porites evermanni
Lineage: Eukaryota; Metazoa; Cnidaria; Anthozoa; Scleractinia; Poritidae
Source: the annotation of a GenBank genome assembly
AUGUACGGCCAUGAACAGCUAUGUGCGGGCGUCCAGGGCUACCUAGGGCUACGUACGGCUCUGUAUGGCUAUGCGGCGCUAUGUACGGCUAUGUACGGUUAUGCGCGGCUAUGCACGGUUUUGUUUGGCUACGUAGGGCUAUGCACGGCUUUCCACGGCUAUGCACGGUUAUGUACGGCUAUGUACGGCUAUCCACGGCUAUGUACGGCUAUGCACGGCUUUGUACGGCCAUGUACGGCCCUGUAUGGGUAAGUACGGAAAUGUAGGGCUAUCUACAGUUAUGUACGGCUAUGCACGGCUGUGUAAGGCUAUGCACGGCCAUGCGCGGCUAUAUACGGCUAUACGCGGCUAUGUACGUCUAUGUGAGGCUAUGCACGGCAAUUUACGGUAAUGCGCGGUUAUGUACUGCUAUGUACCGCUAUGCGAGGCUAUGCACCGCUGUGUAAGGCCAUGCGUGGCUAUGCACAGCCAUGCACGGCUAUGUACGGCUAUCCACAGCUAUGUAUGGCUGUGCGCGGCUAUGUACGGCUAUGGAUGGCUAUACGCGGCUAUGUACUUCUAUGUGCGGCUAUACACGGCUAUGUACGGCAAUGCGUGGUUAUGUACGGCUAUGUACUGCUAUGCGAGGCUAUGCACGGCUGUGUAAGGCCAUGCGCGGCUAUGCACGGCUGUCCACAGCUAUGUAUGGCUGUGCGCGGCUAUGUACGGCUAUGGAUGGCUAUACGCGGCUAUGUACUUCUAUGUGCGGUUAUGCACGGCUAUGUACGGCAAUGCGCGGUUAUGUACGGCUAUGUACUGCUAUGCGAGGCUAUGCACGGCUGUCUAAGGCCAUGCGUGGCUAUGCACGGCUAUGCGCGGCUAUGCACGGCUAUCCACAGCUACGUAUGGCUGUGCGCGGCAAUGUACGGAUAUGCGCGGUUAUCCACAGCUACAUAUGGCUGUGCGCGGCUAUGUACGGAUAUGUGCGGCCAUCCACAGCUACAUAUGGCUGUGCGUGGCUAUGUACGGCUAUGGACGGCUAUGUGCGGCUAUGCACGGCUAUGAACGGCUAUGCGCAGCUAUGUACGGCAAUGCGCGGCUAUGUACGGCCAUCCAUGGCUAUGCACGGCAUGGUACGGCUGUGUAAGGCUAUGUAGAUUUUAUGUACGGCUGUUUACGGCUAUGCAUGGUUUUGUUCGGCUAUGUUAGGCUAUGCACAGCUUUGCACGGCUAUUCACGGUUAUGUACGGCUAUGUACGGCCAUGCAUGGCUCUCCAGGGCACGGUACGGUUGUUUAAGGCUAUGUAGGGCCAUGUAGAGCUUACGUACGGCCAAGCGUGGCUAUGAACGGCUAUGUACUGCGAGGUGCGCUCUACACGGCUAUGCACGGUUAUGUAGGGCUAUGUAGGGCUUAUGUACGGCUAUGCAUGGCUAUAUACGGCCAUGCAUGGCUAUGCAAGGCUAUGUGCGGCCAUACAUGGCUAUGCAGGGCAUGGUACGGCCUUGUAAGGAUAUGUGGAGCUUAUGNCUAAGGCCAUGCGUGGCUAUGCACGGCUAUGCGCGGCUAUGCACGGCUAUCCACAGCUACGUAUGGCUGUGCGCGGCAAUGUACGGAUAUGCGCGGUUAUCCACAGCUACAUAUGGCUGUGCGCGGCUAUGUACGGAUAUGUGCGGCCAUCCACAGCUACAUAUGGCUGUGCGUGGCUAUGUACGGCUAUGGACGGCUAUGUGCGGCUAUGCACGGCUAUGA